UACAAGUAACUUGUUUUGAAUUUCUGUUCGUAUGGUACUAUAAUGGCACCAAUAUUCUUGAUCGAUUCAUAUUAUUAUUAGCUAUCUAUAAACAGGCACCUAUCUAUUAAAGUCUGAACUGAACAGUAGGUUACGUUUCAAUUUAAUAAGCAUAUUUUAGCGAUGGAAGGCUGGAAAAUAAUUACAUAUAACGUCGCGGUAUAUGUGUUUUUAUUUGAAAUACGACCUCUUGAAACAUAUUUAACAGCCUAUCUUACUGGACCUGACGGAAAUGUUUCACUUUCAGAGGUGGCUAACUCGAUGGAGUCAAUCAGAUCGUAUUCAGCACUCUCUGCAACUGUAAUAAUGUUAGCCGUUUCGGAAUACUUUUACAAACCGGCCAUCAUAGCCUUCACAGUUUGUUCAUUUAUUGCCUAUAUCCUUAUGUCAGGUUCAYCGAGUUUGACACAUUUGCGGUUAGGUGUGGCUGGCAUAGGAGCAUCAUCGAACGCCUACAUAUUGGGUUUCAGUUAUUUGUACAGUCAAAUCAGUGACAGGCAACUGUAUCAAAAGGCGACCAGCAUUGUCUCAGUCAGCUUACAGCUAGGCAUUUUCUGCGGUUCUGCACUUUCGCAAAUAAUUGCUAGCACGACUGGAGGAAUUUAUACAAUUCUACCGUAUUGCAAUGCAUUUGCUAUGUUCAUAGCUGUGAUUACCGCUUGUCUAUUUCCGGUGAAAAAAAAACAUUCUUUUCGAAUGGAGAAUGUGCUUAAUGAAAAUACCAGACUUCUCAAAAAUGGCUUAAAAAUUAAAACGGAGUUUUGUGAAAAAAAUAUCCUCAUAAUGCAAUCUAUCAAGUACAACACUGCAGCGGAUAAUACCUUCAAAGGACUAUUGUUCGAUUUUAAAACUUCAUACUCGAAUACGGUAGUGCUGAAACGGUCUAUUUGGUAUAUUAUCAGUAUGGGAUCACAUUUUCAGAAAAUCCUUGACAAUGAUCGUAUCUAUAAAGUUUGUGAUUUGCUCGAACGUAUUGUAAAAAAUUAUCAAAAUGUCAUGGAACCAGAUGAGGACUUAGCAAUAGAUGAGUCAAUGGUUCCAUUCCGUGGUCGAUUGAAAUUCAAGCAAUACAUACCKGGGAAGGCUCAUAAAUAUGGAGUGAAACUAUUUAAAAUAUGUGAAAAAAAUGGAUAUACACAUGAUUUACAAGUAUAUGCUGGUAAAAAUCAGGUAGAUGGUAAAGGUUUAGCACUUAGAGUUGUAAUGGAGUUAAUUAGACCUUAUUUAAAUGUAGGACGCACUGCUGUAGUUACAGAUAACUUUUAUACAUCCAUGCCAUUCGCUCGUGAUUUAUUGAAGAACAACACAUAUCUGGUAGGAACAUUGAGAACGAAUCGUGUGAAGUUACCUGAAGUUUUAAAAACAAAAUUKAAAAAAGGACAAAUAAUUGGUAAAGAAAGUACAGAUGGGGUGGUAGUGGCGAAAUGGCACGACAACGAGAUGUUGCAAUGUUGUCUACCAAACAUGGUAUUGAAAUGA
This is a messenger RNA of Diuraphis noxia (Russian wheat aphid), 1518 nucleotides long. RefSeq names its product thiamine transporter 1-like. Gene Ontology annotation, biological process: vitamin transport; transmembrane transport. Lineage: Eukaryota; Metazoa; Arthropoda; Insecta; Hemiptera; Aphididae. The record is from RefSeq and is a predicted model, not a curated record. Gene Ontology annotation, cellular component: plasma membrane. Gene Ontology annotation, molecular function: vitamin transmembrane transporter activity.